Messenger RNA from Mytilus californianus (California mussel), 4982 nucleotides. Its product is annotated as activating transcription factor 7-interacting protein 1-like. Gene Ontology annotation, cellular component: nucleus; transcription regulator complex. Gene Ontology annotation, biological process: regulation of DNA-templated transcription. NCBI's taxonomy places the organism in Eukaryota, Metazoa, Mollusca, Bivalvia, Mytilida, Mytilidae. Gene Ontology annotation, molecular function: protein binding; transcription coregulator activity. The transcript has 14 exons. The record is from RefSeq and is a predicted model, not a curated record. The coding region runs from base 242 to 4054 and encodes 1270 amino acids.
CAUAUGAAAUUGCAGCCAUUUUGGACCUUUGAAUCCGACCAGAUCAACCAACCUGCAAAAUGACAAAAGAAAUUAAGCAAUUUUGACAUGUGAACUUAGGGAAGGCAAAUACCCUAACAAUAUGUAAGGUUACAGACCAAUUGGAAAAAAGCCUUAAGAACCCAGAUAUUUUAUAAAAGGACAUGGUUUUAGAGAAGUACAUGUGGAUAUUGAUUACUUUCAGUUGAAGGAUGUCUAGUUAAUGGCCAUGCCAGCGUCGGAUUCUACAUGUGAUGCAACUUCACAACCAAAAGAUUGUAUGCAGGCAUUAGACGAAGCUGAUCCUAACAACGAGUUCAACAGAAAUUUUAAUCAGAGUUUACUUGGAUUAAAGGCACUCAACAGUCAGACAGGUCACGAUUUAGACUUUAGUGAAUAUCUAAGUCUUAAGAUGGAAAAGAAAGAUGAUGACUUGGUCAUACUAGACGACACACCAAAACUCCUACAGAAAAAUGGAAACGACCUUGACCUUCUCUCAAGGCCGAAGAAAUUUACAAUUAACGAUAGUAUCAGGAAUUCUUUCAAGGAUAUCAUAACAAGUGUCAAAAACGAAAAACUGGUAAAAUCCCAAGAUAAUUCAAAUGAUGCAAACAGUCUUGGAAAUCUUCUAGCUCAAACAAAAUCUAUAGGAUUGGAAUCACGAAAUAAAUGUAAUAUUAUCAAGAACAGUAUUUCCCAAAAUGGUAUGACAGAGAAACAUUUGGGAAAUAAUUUAUUUGAAAACUUAAAAGACAUUCAGGGUACACCAGAAACCUCAGACAAAAUUCAAAAUAAUUCAAGCAUAAAGACCGUGGAUACAAAACCAAAUCCAGAUGUUAUAGAACUUGAUGACUCCUUUGAAGAUGAACUUCUCAAGUCUAAUGGAGACUCACAGUCCCAAACCAAAACUUCUGAAGAAGAUUUGGAUAAGAAAGAGGAGGACAAACUUCUCCAGCUGGAAGCUGAUGUGGACGUAGAUAGUAAAGGCAACACCAAUGAUCUCAAAUAUGAAAAUAAACUUUUAGAAUUAGAUAAUGAGAAUUCUAAUCAUAGUGUGACUAGUGUAAAAAGUAAUCAAAGUGUGAAAAGUAAUCACAGUACAAAAAGUAAUCACAGUAUAAAAAGUAAUCACAGUGUGAAAAGUAAUCAUAGUGUGAAAUCAGAAGCAAGUGUUAAGUCAAUAUAUAGCGAUAAAUCUGUAAAAAGUAAUCAUAGUGUGAAGUCAGUAAAUAGUGAUAAAUCUGUAAAAAGUAAUCAUAGCAUCAUUUCAGAAACUAGUGUUCAUAGCAUAAGUUCAGUUCAUCAUAAAAAACAAGAUGACAUUUCAAUUCAUAGUGAUUCAAGUAAUCAUAGUCAUAACUCGGAAAUUAGUGUACCAUCUAACACAAAUCAUAGUCUUGACAUAAGUGUUCCAUCUAAUACCAGUCAUAGUAGUGCAAAAUCUGACAUUAGCAUUCAUAAUGAAAAGCCAGAAAUUAAUAAUUCUAGUACAAAAUUAGACCUCAGUAUUCACAAUGAAUCUAGCAGUCAUAGCAUUAAAUCGGAUUCAAAUGACCAAUCAACUUGUAAAGUUGUGGAACCUGAGUCACAAUGUGAUAAAUUAACAAAUGUUGACAAUGGUCUUCUUAUUAAUAAUGAUGUCACAAAGUCUGUUAGCAGUGAAAAAGUUACUGAUAGUCAAGAUGGCACAAAAGAGAUGGAUGGUUUGGAGGAUUGUUCAGAAGAUAGUCAGGAUGCAAAGUCCCUGGCAAGUUCCAUUUCUGAUGAUAAAGAGGAGAAAAUGGAUAUUGACUCUGAUGAAGAAAAAGAUGAUGCUUUAUCUUCAGCAAAAAAUUCAUCUGAUUCAAAAGACACAAGUGAUAAUGAACAAUGCUCAAUCAAAUCAGAAAGCUGUGAUUCAGACUUAAAAUCAAAUAAUAAAGUGUUGGAAAAGUGCAAAAAAGAGGAAAAAGAAAAUGACGCUAAAAGUGAUGGAUCUGACAGGAAGAGACCUGCAGAGUCAGAUGACUCUGCGUCAUCAGAACCAAAAAGAUCUCGUUUAGAUGAAGUCAUAGGUAAACUAGGAACACAAAUAGGUAUUCCGUUAGACAAAGUGAAAGCCAUGGAGGAAUUAUCAGACACUGAUGCAAGUCAUCUUGACAGUGAAGUGACAGAGUCAAAGUCUGAGGAGACUUCAUCUGAUACAGAUGUAGAUGAUGAGGAUGAUGAUGAUGUUGCUGAAAUGAAAACGCCUGUGAAAUCUCCAAAGAAAAGCAGGAGAGUGUCUCGAAAGGAAUUGUCAAUGCUAGUGAAAGCCAAGGUCAUGUUGUAUUUGAGAACAUACAGAGAUGAAACUAUCAAAGAUCUUCACAGAAAAAUUGAUGACCUUCAAAGCAGCAAUGAAAUGUGGAAAAACAAAGCUAGAGAUCUCGAAAGAAAAAUGUUGGAACUAACAGUGCUACAACAAAAACAUGAGAAGAGAAAAGCAAAAACUGCAGCACUGAGGCAAAUUAGCACUAAAUCAAUUGGUGUACAGGUGGAUGAAAAUAAAGUGGAAAAGCAACCAAUUACUUCACCUACACCCACCAUGAGUAAAGGAAUUGCCCAGCAGCAGAGUCAAAGUCAGACAACACCAAAUAAGAGUGGUACCAAAACACCACCAAGAUCAAGUGCUCCAGUUGUUUGCCAGUCUCCACAAGGAACAACAGUGCCUGUAAUGAUUCAGUCACCUCCAGCUGUCACAAGACAGUUAGUACCAAUCACCUCCAACCUUCCAAGAUCCACUUACAGUGUCACAACACAGUCACAGAUAAAACAAGCUUUAAAUUUACCUCCACAGAAGACACAGAUUUUAUUGUCACCUACACAAAAACCUCCAGAACCUCCAAUUGGACAAUAUCCUUGUAAUAAAACUGUCAAAAGUUUACUAGAUACAUCUAGACAACAACAACAGAUAAUAGUGUCAAACAGUACAAAGGCUAUGUUGUUUCCAACAUCAAAUAAUCCUAAAGUUGGACAGGUUCCACAACAGUUUAUAAUGGUCACAUCUACUCCGUCCAUGCCAACAACUACAAAAACAAAUAUGCUAACAACAAUUUCAAAUGCUACAAGGCCUUCAGCCAAGAUAAUUGAUUUGACAGAUGAAGAAGAAAAACAAAUUGUGUCACAUGUUGCUAGAACUCCAUCCAUUCCUACUGUUGUAUCAAGUAUUCAGUCUCAGGGAAAUGUUCGUAACUUAACUCCACAACAGGCAAUGUUACCUCAACAGAAUAUUUUGCUUAGUGGACCAGCAGCAGGAACUCGAUUUUUAAGCCCUACUCAGCAACCUUUACAGUUGGUAUUUAAUUCUGGUGCCCAGCAAAUACGACCAGGAAGUCUGCUUACUGUUGUAACAACUCCAACAACAGCAGGUCUUCGUCCUCCAAAUGUAUCCCAACAACCAACUGUUGGACCUCCGCAAUUAAGAGCAGCACAACUGGUGCCCCUUGCUUCACUUCCAAGAGGUAGUUUACCAGUCACUACAAUGGUAACUGGUGCACAACAAUAUAAUAUGAUGAGAACAGUAAGACCUCCACCCCCAUUACAGUCAGCACCAAGUAGCCAGAAUAACCAACAGAAGCAACAGCUACCUCCAACAACAUCACAGUUAGUCCACCCACCACCAGCUCAGAAACAUAAUCAUCCUGCUCCAUUACCUGUACAAGAUCCUCCACCCAUUAAACCAGGAGAGAAACCAUUAGCUCCUAAACCUACACUUAAAAUUUCUAGGGUUAGUCAAGGCAUAGUUUUAUCAUGGAAUAUGACCUAUAUUGCUAAAAAUCAUGCAGAAAUUCAGUCAUAUCAACUAUUUGCUUAUCAAGAAACUGCAGUACCUUCUACUCCUAGUCUGUGGAAAAAGGUUGGAGAUGUCAAAGCUUUACCUUUACCUAUGGCUUGUACACUGACACAGUUCCAAGAAGGAAAUCGUUACCAUUUUGCUGUAAGGCCAGUUGAUAUUCAUGGGCGACCUGGACCAUUCAGUGAACCAAGCUCUAUACAUCUGAUGCCAAUGAAGUAAAUGUGCAUUUUCAGUAUGGUAGAGAUUCUCAGUCUCCCUUUACUCUUCAAUCUAUUGAAUCAAUGUAGAAAUCAUGUUAAUUAUGUAAAGAGUUUCAUCAGGAAUUCUAUUGGACAAUUAACAUGAUAGAGUAAAUAGUGUUCUGUGAGGGAAAUCUACAAUUUCUCUCUUCUUGUGAAUGUUUUGCAUUCUAAACAGGGGUGCUAAUGGCCAGAUAUGAUCUUAAUAUGUUUUAUUUGUGCAUUUUAUUUUUGUAUGUUAUAAUUUUAUUGUGGAGGUAAAUGUGAUAUUUUUUUAUCAUUAAUAGUUCUGUCAAAUUGUAUGAAGUAAAUACUAUCAUGUACUUGCAGUGCUAUUAAGGAGAUGUUUAUAAAGUAAUAGUAUUUGAAAAAAUAAAAUAAAGGGUACUAAUUGCCUAUAGACAACAAUAUCUGUUGAAAACAAACUUCUAGUAUGUAUUACAUUUCAAAAUAACGUAAAUCAGAUGGAUUUACAUGAAUUGCAAAUAACAAAGUCAUACAUUUGUAAAUCUGAUGUUUUAUUUUAUAUGGCAAGUAUACAAUGUUUUUAUAUCUGUCAAUGGUUCAAACAAUUUUAUUUAAAAAAAGACAACAAAUACUUGUUCUAAAGAUGUUGAAGCUCUUCUCUUUUUUUGUUGUUAAGGAAAUGUCCAUCUUUUGUCUAAUGCUAUUAAAUUCAGAAUACCAUUAAGUGUAUAUGUGUUUGGUAGACAUGCAUUUAAGAAUGAAAAUUUUUAAACUUUGUGGGCGUGAUUGUGUUUUAUGUUCUAUACAACUACAGUUGUGUUUAGUAUAAAGAAUUGUUGUUUACAAUCUGUCAAUUUUAAUGAUUUUAUUGUACAUAGAAAUUAGCAUAUAUUUAUGUCCAGUAUUUAGAUGUUAAUUUACAAAUAAAUUUCUAAAUACUU